AUGGGAGACUUCGAUUCCAAUCCAACACUACUAAUCGAUCGGAAUCCCAUCCAGCCGCCACUUCCUGAAGGAAGAAGCUAUGAGAUUUCACCGGAGAUCAUUGGUUUGGUGAAACAAAACCAGUUCCAAGGAAAACCCCAGGAGAAUCCUUUGGAACAUAUUGAUGCUUUUGAAGAAAUCUGUGGCACCAUCAGUGCAGGAGGUGCGCCCAAAGAGUACUUAAAGUGCAAACUAUUCUCUUUCACUUUGACAGGGAAGGCUUUGCGCUGGGUUAAGUCUCUUCCAGCUCAAUCCAUAACCACAUGGAAAGAGUAUAAGGUGGCAUUCCUAGGUCANUGCCAAUCUCGCUUCAUCUCACGCCUAAUCCGUGUAGUUCGCCACAUUGCACCAGAGAGACUCUUUCGCCCUUCUUCCACCGCUAGAGAGCCAUAUGAGCCUGACCUUGGUGAAUUCUCACUAGACUCAGAGCUUGGUUCAGAAGGCAAUGACCCCAUAGAUGAGGAAGAGAGUUCUUCUCACUGCCACACAUAG
This is a messenger RNA of Microthlaspi erraticum, 531 nucleotides long. Lineage: Eukaryota; Viridiplantae; Streptophyta; Magnoliopsida; Brassicales; Brassicaceae. The record is from the annotation of a GenBank genome assembly.